Vespula vulgaris is the source of this 2513-nucleotide messenger RNA. It is a transcript of the gene Ndc80, whose product is annotated as kinetochore protein NDC80 homolog. Gene Ontology annotation, cellular component: Ndc80 complex. Bases 396 to 2306 code for a protein of 636 amino acids. Gene Ontology annotation, biological process: attachment of mitotic spindle microtubules to kinetochore. Lineage: Eukaryota; Metazoa; Arthropoda; Insecta; Hymenoptera; Vespidae. The transcript has 2 exons. The record is from RefSeq and is a predicted model, not a curated record.
AAAUUUUGUAUUUGUAUAUUUAUAUAUGAAAAUAUAUUUAUUUUUUCUGUCUUCGCUCGAAUUUUUUUAAAACUAUAUUAUUUUUUAAUAUUAUAGACAAACAAUAUAGGAGUUAUUAAGUUCCUAAAUGCAAUGACGAGUAAGGUUUAAAUUUCCCGCGUAUUUUGUAUUCUUUUAUGAAUCAGUCAUGCAAGUACGUACUACAAUAGAAGAGAAAGAAAUAGAAGUUGUGUGUGAGUGAUAUAUGAAUGUAUUACUUAACUCACACAUGCAUGGUAUAUCGCUUGAUGUACUUCCGCGUUGCUCCGAAAAUUUGAAAGUUGUCCGUUGGGUAUAUAGUAAACAUUUGAAAAAAUAAAAUAAUAAUUAUAAUAAUAAAUUUACAUCGCGUAAAAAUGCAGAAUAAUUCAACUGGACGUAGAUCGUCCACAAAUCCGGUAAGAGUUUCCAUGAUCGAUAAAAGGGAUAAAACUGAUUCAAGAAGAACGUUAACGUUAAAGACGAAGACUUCUUUUUCUGCUACCGAUGUAUCUCAUAUUCCCAGACCUCGUAUGAGAAGUUCUUCAUGCGAUCCGACGAAUAAUGGACGUUCCUAUUUAAGGAGUACUGGUAAAAGUCUGCUUCAUCCUCCUACAACUCCAGUCACACCGUCGACUAAUGCUCGUAGGCUUAAUACAAUAGGUUUAUCAACCGGUCGAAGAACACCAUCUGGAGAUCGUGUCAGUAAUAUUGGUGCCAAAGGGGCUCGUAAAGAUACGCGACAUUUGAUAGAUAAAAAUUAUCAAGCUCAUAUGCUUAAUAAGAUAGAUUCUUAUAUCCAUCAAAUUCAAUGUUCUUCCAUGUUAAACAAUAGCGGCAGUUUGAAACCUAUUACAUUGAAAAUGUUUGUUGAAGUUUCUGAUUUAUUGGUAAAACUUAUUGAUCCUAAGCAAGCUUUAACUCUUGCCAAUUAUAUAGAAGAAUUACCAAAAAUUGCAAAGAAAUUACAUUAUCCUGGAAUUAUUACAAAAUCAUUAUUAAAAACAGCAAAUACUGCUCAUUCCUGGCCUUACGUUUUAGGCUGGUUAUGUUGGUUGGUGGAAGUUUGUGAAGUAAAAGAUUUGGCAUAUAAUAAUUUUCAAUUAAAUAAUUUACCAUUUAUAGGAACAGAGCAACAAAUGAAAGAUAAUCAAAAUGCAUUUUUUUUUAUGCUAAGCAUGUAUAAUGCUUGGAAUGAUGAAAAACUCGAUGAAGAAGCAACUCUUGUCAAUGAAUAUUUACAAGAGAUUGAAAAACAACAAGGAGUUACUGAAGAUGAUUUAACAGAAGCGCAUGAUUCUUUAAGCAGAGAAGAGCACAACUUCCAAGAGAUUGAACAAAAAUCAAAAGAAAUUGAUGUGGAAGUUCAAAACCUAAAAGAUAUUUUAAUGUCUCUUCAAGAUGAUGCAGGUAAACAGACUAGUGAUAUUAAAGCACAAGAAGAGUAUAUAAAGAAUCUUAAUAUCGAAACAGAACAGUUAGACAUCCAAAACAAACAUUUGUGUGAAAGAAUACAGAUACAGAACAAACAACGUACAGAAUUACUUUCUAUAGUAAAAGAACAACCCAUGUCAAAAACAGAAAAAGAUAUGAUACUGAAUAAAUGUUUAGAACUUCAAAACUAUAUGCAUCAAUUUGAUGAACAUUUGAAAGAUAUACAAAAGGACAUAUAUACAUUGGAUAUUAAAAUAGCAUCUGUAAAUAACAGUUUAAACAAAAUUGUUUUAGCUUACAACAAAGAAAUAUUUAUGCAUUUUGGUAGUGAUACUAAUAUAGAUGUCGAAGAACUUAAAAUGCCUGAAAAAGAUCUGCUAGAUCCAUAUAUUAUGGAUAAGUUAAAUGAAAAAGCUAAUUUGAUGAAUGAGUUAAAAGAUGGAUUGACAAAAAAAUUAACAAAACUGGAAUCAUAUAUAGAAGCUAAUACAAAUGAAUUAGAACUUCUACAAGAAAAAAAGAGAACUUUGCAGGAACAAAAUGUAAUUUUGCAUAAUAAGCUUAAAGAGAAAAAAGCUAAUAUCAAUAAUUAUAAAAGUGAGGAAAGCAAGUUACGAGAACAAAUACAGAUCUUGCAAAACGAAAUACAGAGUUAUCAAGAAUCUACUCCAGAUUUACAAGGCAUAACGAGCGAAAUAGAGGAAGUUAAAGAAAAAUUAGAUGCGGUAAAAAGAAGAAAAAUGUUCAUUGAACAAAAUGGGAAACGAUUUUUCGAAAAAUUAUAUGAAAUUUUUGGUGAACAUAGAAAUGAAUUAGGUCGAAUUUUAGAAAAAACUGAACAACGGUCAACAUAAAAAGAAGUUGAACAAUUUAUAAAUAAGAAUGAUUAAAUAUAAUUAUAUAAAUAAAUGACUAAAUGUAAUUAUAUAAAUAUAUAAAUUUUAAUUAUGAUUACUUGUAAGAAGAUAUAGUUUUAUUCAAAAAAAGAAGCAUUAAAAAAAAAAGAUCAAGAAUAAAAAUUUUUAACAUAACUGUUUUUUUUUUAUAAUUAAUAAAAGAAC